AUGUUCUCAGGCAAGCUCGCUGCUCUGGUAGCUCUUCUCCCUGCCGCAGUCUUCGCUGCUAGCAACACCAGCAUUGCAGGUAAUGGCUCUUCAGUACUUCCCAAUGGAAAGUACGAGAUCUCGUCCGAGGGAAUCCGCGCCAACUUCGUUCCUUACGGUGCAUCCAUUUCCAACCUCUUCAUCCGAGACCAACACGGCGUUGAACGCGAUAUCGUUCUUGGUUGGGACAACGCUACCUACUACACCGAGGACAAGCUGCACCCUCACUUCGGGUUGGUCUCAUUCUCAUGA
Molecule: messenger RNA, 291 nt
Organism: Aureobasidium uvarum
Lineage: Eukaryota; Fungi; Ascomycota; Dothideomycetes; Dothideales; Saccotheciaceae
Source: the annotation of a GenBank genome assembly